AUUUUGAUAAAUAUGCUGAGGGUACUUAUUAGGUAAGAGUAUUUUCUGAGAAAUUAAGCACUGUUAUUAUCACAUUCUCUUUCGAAAAUGAAGAUUGCUCUUGGAACCUUCUGUUUUGUAGUAUUUUUUGAACUCAUAGUUUGUUCCACACAGUUUGCGCAAAAGCUUUGCCGAUCAACGGAGGAUUGUGAUUGGGACCAAUGCUGCAUUGAGGCUCAAACCAGGCUGCCAGGUUUUGAUGGAAUAUGCAAAAAUCCUUCUACUAAAGGUGGCUCUUGUGAUCCAGAGAACGGCAAAACUCCUGAUGGUCGAUAUAAAAAAACAUGUCCGUGUGAAGAGGGUCUGAAUUGUAAAACAAUUAGUUCAUUAGAUGAAAAGCCAAUAUAUAAAUGUUAUUAGUAUGAAAAAUGAAGAAAAGAAAACAAACAGAAACAAAUACAACUUGUUGAAAAGUGAAACUAUCAUAUCUACAACUUUUAUUAUAAAUUAAAAUUUAUUUCUGGCUUUUUUAUAGAUUUAA
This is a messenger RNA of Parasteatoda tepidariorum (common house spider), 520 nucleotides long. RefSeq lists its product as uncharacterized. NCBI's taxonomy places the organism in Eukaryota, Metazoa, Arthropoda, Arachnida, Araneae, Theridiidae. The record is from RefSeq and is a predicted model, not a curated record.